Pseudozyma hubeiensis SY62 is the source of this 696-nucleotide messenger RNA. RefSeq lists its product as hypothetical. NCBI's taxonomy places the organism in Eukaryota, Fungi, Basidiomycota, Ustilaginomycetes, Ustilaginales, Ustilaginaceae. The transcript has a single exon. The record is from RefSeq and is a predicted model, not a curated record. Bases 1 to 696 code for a protein of 231 amino acids.
AUGGACGCCGGCGUGCUCGCCAGUCCCCUGGAAAAAAGAAUGAACGGUCGUGGUGAUCAACUUCCUUUCGACGAUCUUCACGUCGGGUUCUUCAGACAUCGACCCUUCCCGUCACCUCCUUUGACGGUGGACGCAGAAGAAAUGUAUCCCGAAACCUACUUUUUUCAACAGCGUCCCGUAUUCUUUACCGACUCGGCCAACCUUCUCAACAGGGACAAGCUGCACGAAGCUUACAGCUUGUGGGGCAAGAUUCACGUCGUCGAUACCGAUGGACCUAGGUUCCUUACCAUACUCCCGGACACCCGGCGCCCUGCGGAUGCUUUAGGGCGAUAUACACACGACGAGGGUCUGGAAAAGUACGUUGAAAAAGUGCAAGCCAUUGAGCGACUCUAUGGCAGGAGCAUCGCCCACGUUGCGUUCGGACCGGUCAUACUUAGAAGGCCGUCAGAUGUACCUGAUCGGGAGCGCAGAUAUCCUGAGCUGGUGUUGUGGAGAGACAUUAGAAAUGCGGCUCCAUUGCCCUUCAACCACGGCCUGAACUCCGGCCAACUCAGGGAUAUAUUGAAGCGGGACAAAUUCGUCAAAAUCAGUAGUCAAGAUGGCCUCUCAUCCUUCGUGUUGCGCUUCGACGUUGAUGGGACGCUCCACAACGGACUUCUUGGCGACAUGGAUCCCGAGCUGCUCGACUUCUUCUGA